Molecule: messenger RNA, 1299 nt
Organism: Dipodomys ordii (Ord's kangaroo rat)
Lineage: Eukaryota; Metazoa; Chordata; Mammalia; Rodentia; Heteromyidae
Product: sperm motility kinase X-like
Exons: 1
Coding region: 1-1299 (432 amino acids)
Biological process (GO): protein phosphorylation; microtubule cytoskeleton organization; intracellular signal transduction
Cellular component (GO): cytoplasm
Molecular function (GO): tau-protein kinase activity; protein serine/threonine kinase activity; ATP binding
Source: RefSeq, a predicted model, not a curated record
AUGGUGAGUGAGGGUUGUGAGGAGAUAGCAGUACAAGACCUCAGUAGGAGCUCUUCAGAUGAGGAGCUCCUCGGGGCUCAGUACCGGGUCCUGAGGACCAUAGGUCAGGGGAGUUUUGGCCAUGUCAAAUUGGCCAAACAUCUCCUCACAGAUGCCCUGGUGGCCGUGAAAGUCUUAGAGAAGAGGGACAACCCCUUCAUUACCAGUGAGGUGGAUAUCAUGAAGUCUGUGGACCAUCCAAAUGUGGUCAAGCUAUUUCAUGUCAUGGAAACAGAAGAGCGAGUAUACUUGGUGAUGGAGUACCCGGGUGGGGGUGAUCUACUGAGGCAUGUCUUGCAAGUACUCAAGCUGCAGGAGGAGGAGGCCCGGCCCGUGUUCAGGCAGAUCGUGAGUGCCAUGCACUACUGCCACGAGAGUGGCAUUGCCCACAGGGACCUCAAACUAGAGAACGUCUUGUUGGACACAAGGGGCACCGUGAAGGUGUGCGACUUUGGGCUCGGCACGAGGGUCAUGCUGGGGGAGGAGCUGGACAAGGCGUGUGGCACGUUACCCUUCUGGGCGCCCGAGCUGUUCCAGCAGCAAAGUUAUGAUGGCCAUAAAGUGGACGUGUGGAGCCUGGGCGUGCUGCUGUAUUGCAUGGUGGUGGGCUAUCUCCCGUUUAGAGCCGGGACAUGGGGGAAGCUGCAGAAGCAGGUCCUGAGUGGCAGGUGCCGGAUUCCACCCCACAUCUCCCCAGAGCUGCAAAACCUCCUCACUCAGUUACUUACGGUUGACCCUGAGCGGAGGCCCACACUAGAGCAAGUGCUGGGCCACCGCUGGCUCAGACAGAUGGAGCCAGCAUCCCCACAGCCCAGUAGGACACCCCCAGAACAGCCAGAUGCAAGCAUUAUCAGGGUUAUGACAUACCUGGGGUACAACCCAGAGGAGGUCCGGGAUGCCCUGUUAGGCAGAACUUUUAAUGCUGCCAUGGGCACUUACCUGAUCCUGCUGCAGCAGCGGGACCAGGAGGACUGGGGUCGCAGCUGCCAUGGGAGGCACCCGCUUCCUGGGCCUCCGCCUUGCCCCUCACCUGUAGAUCCAUCCUUCUCCAUUGUUCUCCCAAAGACAGUAAGCGCUCCUGCGUGUCACCCCGCCACCUUCCUGCCCGCUAAGCACGAGAGGCUGGAGGGCAGCAGGAAAUACAUCAAAUCUGCAUCUGCCCCCUCUAUCUCCGGUGUCCCUUUCACAAGGGGCGCCAAGAGGGAGAUGGAGCCAGCAGCAGUGGAACCCUCCCUCCCCUCCGGUCAAGCCCGUGUUUGA